UCCCAAGUGGGGUCCGGGGCAUUUAGCCCGGGGGCAUUCAGAGAAGAGGGGCUCCUCCUGAGGUCCUGGAUCCUCAUUCCUCACGCUCCCUUAUCAUGAGCAUUGCUCCGGGGUCCCUGGCACCCAAUCCCAGAGCCCCGCCCCUCCCCGGAGGGGUCCGCACCCCUAUUUCGGGACCUCAGAACCUGAGAGAUCUUAAUCCUCUUUUAACCCUUCCACGCUGUGUCCAUUUUAGUUCUCCAAACAAUCUAUUCAGGUCUAAAUGUAGCCCAACUCUUCAUUCUGCGAUUCCGCGGUUCUGAGUCUCCGACUUCGUCAUCCUGGUCUGCAUGACUUUCUGAGAUUCUGAGUUUCGGUCCCCAGCUGCUGGAGGAGACCGGACUCUGGGUCCGCAGAGCCCGUGCGGGUGAUCCGCGACCCCGCGUGCAUGACCAAGCCCUCGGAGUGAUCACCGGAACGUCGGAGACCUCUCCGGCCACAAAGCCAGGCUCCUGAAGAUCUUUCUGGGGAAAGAGAACGAUGCCACUCUUCUUCCGGAAGCGAAAACCCAGCGAGGAGGCUCGGAAACGCCUGGAGUACCAGAUGUGCCUGGCAAAAGAAGCUGGAGCAGACGACAUUCUCGACAUCUCUAAAUGUGAGCUCUCAGAGAUUCCAUUUGGGGCUUUUGCAACAUGCAAAGUUCUACAGAAGAAGGUGUUGAUUGUCCAUACGAACCACCUCACUUCCCUACUUCCCAAAUCUUGCAGCCUCCUGAGCCUAGCAACCAUCAAGGUUCUGGAUCUCCAUGACAAUCAGCUGACAGCCCUUCCUGAUGACAUAGGGCAGCUGACAGCCCUGCAGGUAUUGAACAUGGAACGGAAUCAACUGGCAUAUCUCCCACGCUCCAUUGGGAACCUGAUCCAGCUUCAGACCCUCAAUGUGAAAGACAAUAAGCUGAAGGAGCUGCCUGACACCUUGGGGGAGCUGCGAAGCCUGCGUACUCUCGACAUCAGUGGAAAUGAAAUUCAGAGGUUGCCACAGAUGCUAGCGCAUGUUCGGACCCUGGAGACGCUGAGCCUCGACGCCUCAUCCAUGUUGUACCCCCCACAGGAGGUGUGUGGCGCUGGCACCGCGGCCAUACAGCAGUUCCUCUGCAAAGAGUCAGGGCUGGACUUUUACCCCCCUUCUCAGUACCUGCUACCAGUUCUGGAGCAAGAUGGAGCUGAGAACUCCCAGGACAGCCCUGAUGGGCCCAGAGACAGGUUCUCCAGGGAGGAGGUGGAGUGGCAGAAUAGGUUCUCCGACUAUGAGAAGCGGAAGGAGCAGAAGAUGCUGGAGAAGCUGGAGUUCGAGAGGCGCCUGGAGCUGGGGCAGCGAGAGCACGCCCAGCUGCUGCAGCAGAGCCACAGCCACAAGGACGAGAUCCUCCAGACGGUCAAGGAGGAACAGUCCCGGCUGGAGCAGGGCCUGAAUGAGCGCCAGCGCUACCUAGAUGCCGAGCGGCAGCGGCUGCAAAAGCAGCUGAAACAGACGGAGCAGAGCAUCGCCGGUCGCAUCCAGAAACUCCUGCAGGAUAACCAGAGACAAAAGAAAAGUUCGGAGAUUCUGAAGUCACUGGAAAACGAGAGAAUAAGAAUGGAGCAGUUGAUGGCCAUAACCCAGGAAGAGACGGAAAACCUGAGGCGCCGUGAGAUUGCCUCUGCCAUGCAACAGGUGCUGACCGAGAGCUGUAAGAGCCGCCUCAUCCAGAUGGCCUAUGAGUCCCAGAGGCAGAGCCUGGUCCAGCAGGCCUGUGCCAGCAUGGCUGAGAUGGACGAGCGCUUCCAGCAGAUUCUGUCCUGGCAGCAGAUGGAUCAGAACAAAGCCAUCAGCCAGAUCCUGCAGGAGAGUGCAAUGCAAAAGGCUGCGUUUGAGGCUCUCCAGGUGAAGAAAGACUUGAUGCAUCGGCAGAUCAGGAACCAGAUUAGGUUAAUAGAAACUGAGUUAUUGCAGCUGACACAGCUGGAGUUAAAGAGGAAGUCCCUGGACACAGAGGCACUGCAGGAAAUGGUCUCAGAGCAGCGCUGGGCACUCAGCUCUCUGCUCCAGCAGCUGCUCAAAGAAAAGAAGCAGCGGGAGGAAGAGCUGCGCACCAUCCUGACAGAGUUAGAAGCCAAAAGCGAAACGAAGCAGGAAAAUUACUGGCUCAUUCAGUAUCAACGACUUUUGAACCAGAAGCCCCUGUCCUUGAAGCUGCAGGAAGAAGGCAUGGAGCGCCAGCUGGUGGCCCUCCUGGUGGAACUGUCAGCUGAUCACUACCUGCCCAUCUUUGCCCAUCACCGCAUCUCAUUGGACAUGCUACGCCACAUGAGCCCAGAGGACCUGGCCAAGUUGGGUGUCUCAGAGGAUGGCCUGCAGCAUGAGAUCCUCCGGAGGGUCCAGGAUCUGCUGGAUGUGGCCAGGAUCCAGCCAGAGCUGAAACUACCCAAGGAUGAGGUCUUUGGGGUCCUGGAGCCCCCCACAACCCCUCAAGCCUCCGAAUCAGUGAGACCAUCAGCUCCCCCUGCGGAGCUGGAGGUGCAGGCCUCAGAGUGUGUUGUGUGCCUGGAACGGGAGGCCCAGAUGAUCUUCCUCACCUGCGGCCACGUCUGCUGCUGCCAGCAAUGCUGCCAGCCUCUGCACACCUGCCCGCUGUGCCGCCAGGAGAUCACCCAGCGCCUCCGGAUCUACCACAGCAGCUGAGCGCACAGCCAUCCACAGGUCCAGAUGCCACCCCGGCGCAGCCGCCACUACUGCAGACCCGGGGCUCCCAGUCACCCUCCCCCCCAGACUAGGGGGAGGCCAACCCCAGCCUUUCCCUACCGCCUGUGACCCCCUGCCUUGAGCUCCAAGCACAUCUGGGCCAGGUGGGGGCGCUCCUCAGCUGUGGCAUCACUGGACUCAACACUGAACAGGAGAGGGGGCAUGUCGCGGGUGGUGGGGCCCCUCGAGGCAUAGGGCCGGGGUUCAGAGUGGGGAGAGGUGCCUGUGCCACCAGAGACUCAGGAAUGAGCGUCCUAGCCAAGCUGUGGCUGCACUCCCUGCCAUCUGCCUCUCUCGGAGCGUACCAAGCUGUCCCUGGCCUGGGGUGAGGGACAUCUGGGGAGGGUGAUGAGCCAUGUAGGCCUCUGCCUGCCCCACUCCUACCCCUGCUGCUCCCUGUGCAUGCCCCGCUGGCUCUCCGCAUCUCCACCCUCGCCCUCACAGGCAGCUCAACUCAAAAAGCAGGAACAUCAAUAAA
Castor canadensis (American beaver) is the source of this 3238-nucleotide messenger RNA. RefSeq names its product leucine rich repeat and sterile alpha motif containing 1 (gene Lrsam1). Gene Ontology annotation, molecular function: ubiquitin-protein transferase activity; protein binding. Gene Ontology annotation, cellular component: cytoplasm. Gene Ontology annotation, biological process: protein ubiquitination. The record is from RefSeq and is a predicted model, not a curated record. NCBI's taxonomy places the organism in Eukaryota, Metazoa, Chordata, Mammalia, Rodentia, Castoridae.